Molecule: messenger RNA, 282 nt
Organism: Rangifer tarandus platyrhynchus (Svalbard reindeer)
Lineage: Eukaryota; Metazoa; Chordata; Mammalia; Artiodactyla; Cervidae
Source: the annotation of a GenBank genome assembly
AUGCUGGAACAGACACACAGCCAGGAGGAGAGGGGGUCACGGAUGACCGCUGUCCCCGAAAAGGAACCGGCUUUGACGGUGCCGCUCUGCUUCCCGGACAGAUGCCGUCAUCAUGGCUACAACCUCAGCACCACGCUCCUCCCGCUGAGAGGGGCCACUGCCUUGUCUGGGUACUAUCUCCACGAAGACCCCGUGUUUCCUCUCUCCGUGUCCCUUCCUUAUUCUUACCUCCGUCAGCAAGAGAAGAACUGCUCUGGGCGUGAAAUCCCUGUGCCUUCCUGA